AUGUAUCUAUCCCGGUCUGUUUACAUCUAUCUAUCUAUCUAUCUAUCUAUCUAUCUAUCUAUCUAUCUAUCUAUCUAUUUGUUUAUAUUUACCUCGGUAUAUUUCUAUCCAUCUAUCUAUCAAUCUUCUUUUUUCUAUCUAUCUAUCUGUUUGUUUAUAUUUAUGUCGGUAUCUAUCUAUCUAUCUAUCUAUCUAUCUAUCUAUCUAUCUAUCUAUCUAAAAAUCUAUCAAUCUAUUUCGGUCUGUUUAUUUCUAUCUAUCUAUCUAUCUAUCUAUCUAUCUAUCUAUCUAUCUAUCUGUUUGUUUAUAUUCAUCUCGGUAUCUAUCUAUCUAUCUAUCUAUCUAUCUAUCUAUCUAUCUAUCUAUCUCGGCAUAUUUCUAUCUAUCUAUCUAUCUAUCUAUCUAUCUAUCUAUCUAUCUAUCUCUAAAAGCCGACUUCACGCUAGACCAUUUCAUACGUCCAGAUCUAGUCUGCCCUACUAUUUUUCCAUCCUUGGAGGAAGAAGAGAAGAUGUAUCUAUCUAUCUGUUUGUUUAUAUUUAUCUCGGUAUCUAUCUAUCUAUCUAUCUAACAAUCUAUCUAAAAGCAUUUGCGCGAAUCUAUCUAUCUGUUUGUUUAUAUCUAUCUAUCUAUCUAUCUUACAAUCUAUCUAAAAGCAUUUGUGCGAAUCUAUCUAUCUAUCUGUUUGUUUAUAUCUAUCUAUCUAAUAAUCUAUCUAGAGCAUUUGCGCGAAUCUAUCUAUCUAUCUGUUUAUAUCUAUCUAUCUAUCUAUCUAACAAUCUAUCUAAAACCAUUUUUGCGAAUCUAUCUAUCUAUCUAUCUAUCUAUCUAUCUAUCUAUCUAUCUAUCUGUUUGUUUAUAUCUAUCUAUCUAUCUAUCUAUCUAUCUAUCUAUCUAUCUAUCUAUCUAUCUUACAAUCUAUCUAAAAGCAUUUGUGCGAAUCUAUCUAUCUAUCUGUUUGUUUAUAUCUAUCUAUCUAUCUAUCUUACAAUCUAUCUAAAAGCAUUUGUGCGAAUCUAUCUAUCUAUCUCAUUUGUGCGAAUCUAUCUAUCUAUCUGUUUGUUUAUAUCUAUCUAUCUAAUAAUCUAUCUAGAGCAUUUGCGCGAAUCUAUCUAUCUAUCUGUUUAUAUCUAUCUAUCUAUCUAUCUAACAAUCUAUCUAAAACCAUUUUUGCGAAUCAAUCUAUCUAUCUAUCUAUCUAUCUAUCUAUCUAUCUAUCUAUCUGUUUGUUUAUAUCUAUCUAUCUAUCUAUCUAUCUAUCUAUCUAAAAGCAUUUGUGCGAAUCUAUCUAUCUAUCUAGCAUUUGCGCGAAUCUAUCUAUCUAUCUGUUUAUAUCUAUCUAUCUAUCUAUCUAACAAUCUAUCUAAAACCAUUUUUGCGAAUCUAUCUAUCUAUCUAUCUAUCUGUUUGUUUAUAUCUAUCUAUCUAUCUAUCUAUCUAAAAGCAUCUGUGCGAAUCUAUCUAUCUAUCUGUUUGUUUAUAUCUAUCUAUCUAUCUAAUAAUCUAUCUAGAGCAUUUGCGCGAAUCUAUCUAUCUAUCUAUCUAUCUAUCUAUCUAUCUAUCUAUCUAUCUAUCUAUCUGUUUAUAUCUAUCUAUCUAUCUAUCUAUCUAACAAUCUAUCUAAAACCAUUUUUGCGAAUCUAUCUAUCUAUCUAUCUAUCUAUCUAUCUAUCUAUCUAUCUAUCUAUCUAUCUAUCUAGCAUUUGCCCGAAUCUAUCUAUCUAUCUAUCUAUCUAUCUAUCUAUCUAUCUAUCUAAAUAUAUGGAAUGGACGAUCCGCGUGUUCAUGCGAUGGUCACCUAGAUCUCCAGACCACACGUCAUGUGAUCUCAUGUACGUACCUCUCCUUCCCAGAGACAUGGGUGAUCCGAAAACGCGAAUAACUGAAGCCUUGGCAACCAUCAACAACGAUAUUCUUGGUCACGUUUGGCAAGAAUUGGAUUAUUGUUUGGAUCUGUGUUGUGAGACCGGCGGCGCUCACAUUAAACACCAAUGA
Molecule: messenger RNA, 1995 nt
Organism: Acanthosepion pharaonis
Lineage: Eukaryota; Metazoa; Mollusca; Cephalopoda; Sepiida; Sepiidae
Source: the annotation of a GenBank genome assembly